Messenger RNA from Tuber melanosporum (Perigord truffle), 5839 nucleotides. RefSeq lists its product as uncharacterized. Gene Ontology annotation, cellular component: anaphase-promoting complex. Bases 1 to 5679 code for a protein of 1892 amino acids. Gene Ontology annotation, molecular function: molecular adaptor activity. Gene Ontology annotation, biological process: metaphase/anaphase transition of mitotic cell cycle; anaphase-promoting complex-dependent catabolic process; protein K11-linked ubiquitination. NCBI's taxonomy places the organism in Eukaryota, Fungi, Ascomycota, Pezizomycetes, Pezizales, Tuberaceae. The transcript has 6 exons. The record is from RefSeq and is a predicted model, not a curated record.
AUGUCUCGAAUUGCCUCCCUUGGGUUACAUACUCCUGCUGCGCUUCCAUAUUGCAUUACCGAAUCCCUCCUCCCCGACCCGCCUCCCCCUGGUUCCUAUACCUGGACCUCCGGCCUUCCUCAUGAAGAACUCCUGGUCACCGGAUACGCUGUAAUUUGGUCACAAGGCGGGGUAAUACGACGUGUUUUUCGCUACGAUGUCGAAGGGGAGCCAGUAGUUCAGGCAGUACUUACCUGGUUUCCCUCCGACGAUCCCCAGGAUGCGAGUAGGACGUAUGCUGCGCAAUUGGGGAACUUCCCGAAGGCAAAGGGGGGAGACACAAGUGGAGCGACGGCUGCAUCCGACGACACAGAGGAUGAGAUUGUAUCGCAGGGGAGAGCAAGGGCACUGGUCGUUUUACUGAAGACUCAGGCUUUUGUCUAUUUUCUUUCCGGGACAAGUCACGUUAUUCAUCUGCCGUUUGAGGUUGAGCACGCUAUGCCGGCCCCUCGAGGAUUAAUUCUACAGCGAAAACCGCCAGCGCUCUCAGUUUCACCACCAAUACCAGGAUUCUCUACGGGGAACAGCUUUAGUGCUCGGCCGGUGGUCAAUACGGUCAAAGAUGCUCCUAGGCUAUUCUCCUUAACAGAUCCAUUAUUGGAGGUUGGACUGAUCGUAUCGCCCGGAAACGCUCCAUCCGCCGAGGAUUUGAUUUUUAUCUCACCUUCUUCGGAGUUAGAGUUUCCCGCGUCUGAAGAUGCUUCCGGGAAUCCGGUUGCCCAUGGCAGCCCAGAAGUGAUUUUUGCGGUUACUAAAAAUCCGGAGAAAGCUCAAAUAACGAUAUGGAGUGUUCGAUAUAUUCCUCAAGAACCUCCCACAAAUACUCAGAGACGGACACCUAGCGCCAACUCUGGGACUGCUUCAGCUCGUCGCAGAUCCUCCUUUGGCCCAGGGACAGGUGCUACGACACCGGUUACCGGUGGAGGUCCCGGCUCUAUCACAUCUGCUGGAACGGUAGCAAACACCCGAGAAUCGCUGGGGCCAUCCGAUGCGAGCUCGCUUCCCGGAUUAGGUGAUGAUUUUGAGACUGGGGGGAAACGAACUAGUCGCCGAGUGUCAUCUCUGGUUGCUCGGGCAGACUUAUCUGGAAACCAUGAUCGGGGUGGAAGGUUUUCUGAUGUUUCUGGUUCGAUUGGUGCUUCAUUUAGUGCUCCACCAGUUCCUGCUGUACCAGCAAAUUCCAUGCUGGUUGAUAACGAUCAGCCUGUAGAUGAGCUGCUGAACGAGCUCAACAUGGGCGCGUUGGGCAUUGGAAUGGGUGGCCUUGGAAUUUACGAUGGAGAGGGAUUACGAAACGAAGUCUUCAUGAGCAAGCUGGAUACAUACACGUUCAGAGGCCCUUCAGACUCACAAGCAAGCCAUCCAACACGUAAAAUACCUCGAGUGUUUACCUUGCACGCUUCCAGCGCAUCGACGGCAGCGGCUGCUAUAGGAAGAGAUAAUGGUGGGAGAAAAGUUGUGCUUUGCGUCAUGAACUCUGACGAAGGGGUUCUACUACUUGCUACCUUUACACUUCAAAUAUACCCCUCGAUGCCCAAAGGAUAUAGCCGGAAGUCGAUGAACAAGUAUGGUAUCGUUGGUGUUGGUUAUACACCUGUUUUCUCUAAAGCUGAGACCAGGCACAAUGUUCUUGAUGCUAUAAAAAUGGACGAUCAUGGGGUUUCACGUAUCCUGAUACUUACUGAUGGCGGGGAAUUGUAUCUUUAUUCUCCUUGGGGCCCUAGUAUCCGAGUUGUAUUACCCCCAACCUUGGCUAGAUGGAACACCAAUGUGGUGGGUGAAGAUGGAAGCAGGCGGGGGAGCCGAAAGAAAGGAUUUGCUAGAACUCUAUCAACUAGUCCGGAUAGAUAUCAGAGACUCGAAUAUAGUGAAGCUGGUGGAAGAGUAACGGUGGUUGACGGAGAUGGCGUAGGCCAUAGAAUAGGUGUCACGAUGGCCCCAAGAGAGGCUUUAGUCAAGACCUGCUUAGAAACCGUAAAGGUUAUACUUGGGGCCUCAUCUGGCGCAAUAGCGGGAGAAGGAAUGUGGGGAACUUGGGUUGAAGUUGCAAAAUGGCUGAGCGUUAAUGAGCACCCUGAAUUCAACUUACCGUCUAUGACCGGGGCACCAUCUGGCCCCAGCAAAGUGCCAGAAGUGGAUGAGUGGCGGGCGUUCGUGAUCACGAUUUUUCUGCUUUCGGUCCCAUCAGUACCAGAGCCGAGGGUAGUACUAAAGAGGAAAAGCGCAGGUUUUGUUAGAAGCGCUAGUGUCGUUGCUGCGAAGGAAUGGGAGGAUAUGAUUAGCAGUGAGGGUGAAUGGGGAAGUGCUCCAGAAUAUUUGAGGUCGGCUGCAUGGAGCUGGAUGGUAGAGGAAGACGAUGAGCGAAUUCUCUCGCAAGUUAAUCGACCUCCUGUGAAGGCUAGCCCUACCAAAGCGAGAAGUGCAAUGGCCAGCACCCCUGAGCAGCGGAAGAUGAAUAGGUUUUUUACAGAUUGUAUUUCACUUGCAAGGGAGUUCUUGAAGACUCCAAUGGGGCAGGCCGUUGAAGAUGAAUAUUUUGGGAGCCGUGAAGCUCUUGAGGAGAUCCGCAAAAACGGACUGGCGGUGUUGCUUGUAGCACUACAGUUGAUCCGGGAGGAGUGGAAAUUAGAUGUUGCUAUGGAGGGCGCUGGAAGACGGCUUUGCCCGUUAUUGAGGCAGUUGGCUACCUGGCUGGGCUGGUCCGAGUGGGUUGAAGAAUACAUGCUUGAGGACCUCGAGAUGCUGGGAUGGGAAUAUGAUGAAUCCCCGAUAACUAUUAUCGACGUUCCUCAACAACCUUUCCGGAUGCCCUCAAUAUACGACUGGUUAAUUGGUUGUUUAAACGGGGCCACUCAGACACCAUUCAUGACAUUACAGGAUAUUGUCGGGUCCUCCGGCUCAUCAGCGUCAAUACAGAAACGCGUUUUUGCGAGACUUACACCCAGAACACGAAAUGUUACUGAGAUAUACACCACACUAACUGCUCCAGGUGCUACAGAUGUGGAUGUUGUUGCUCGCAUGGUUGAAUUGAAGAUGAAUGCCGCGAGUCUAGAAAGGCUCCCGGAAGGGAUUGCUGUGCCACUUCGGGAGGCUAUUGCAAGAUGUCAAGAACAACCACCGACUACUUGGGGGGUGCAAGCAUUGGACUUGGUUGGCAGGAAAGAUUUAAGAAUGCUGAUUGAGCCAGGCAAGGGCAGGAAAGAGGGAGGAACAAAAUGGCAAAGUACCCCAACCCACGAAGCGAUGAGGGAUGUCCAUAACAUCUGCAAUUCAACUUUUGAAAACGAGACCAUAGGGUCUUACGAUCACCUUGCAGAGCAUGAUCGGUUAGCUGUCUCAAGGCUUAUAUUCAAGGAGGAUCGACGUACGGCGGAAGCUGCAAAGCUACUCACAACUAACAAACCUGCUAUCGCAAGGUGCAUACCUGAGCCACAUUGGAGCGAACAGGAUACUUUGAAUGCGCAAAAGGAGCUCUCACAGCAUGUAGCAGUCCGCACCUUAGCUGUUCCUCCGGGGAGAGGGCUAUUCAAUUUUUCGGCGCGAAUACCUUUACUAACGGAAAAGUUCCCAAUAUCAGCGUUUAAUCUUUCGACCGUUAUGAAGCCGAGCGGAACGACAGUGUCGGCAGAUAAGAGCACUUAUAGUGAGGAAAAGGUUUGCUGGGCGUUUUUUCAUGCGGGUGUUGCGGCAGGAGUCAGCAUUUCGAGGGAAGCCAAAGAGAUAGAUACAAGCUGGAUUGUCUUUAAUAAGCCUAAUGAGCUAACAAAUCGACACGCUGGGUUCUUGCUAGGCCUUGGGUUAAACGGGCAUCUGAAGAACAUUGCUAAAUGGCAUGCUUUCAACUAUCUUACGCCAAAACAUACUAUGGUGUCAAUAGGGUUACUCUUAGGCCUUAGCGCGAGCUAUCUCGGGACUAUGGAUACUACGAUCACGAAGCUUCUUUCGGUUCACGUAACAAGGUUGUUGCCACUUGGGAGUGCGGAACUUAACUUGAGCCCUCUCACACAAACAGCAGGUAUCAUGGGAAUUGGACUACUAUAUUGUGGCUCUCAGCACCGUAGGAUGAGCGAGGUGAUGCUUAGCGAGAUUGAGUUUGCAGAGAUCCUUGACAACUGCGUUCCUACGGAUACUCUGAGGGAUGAAGGUUACAGACUUGCAGCAGGGUUCGCUCUCGGGUUUAUUAACUUGGGAUCCGGAAAAGACCUUAGGGGAUUACACGAUAUGAAUCUUGUAGAACGAUUGCUGGCAUUGGCUGUGGGCAGCAAGAAGGUCUCGCAAGUUCAUGUACUAGACAAGGCCACUGCGGGAGCAACAGUGGCGUUGGCACUGAUAUAUAUGAAAACUAAUGACGAGGCAUUGGCUAGAAAGGUCGAUGUCCCUGAUACAAUCCAUCUAUUCGACUACGUCCGGCCCGAUAUAUUUUUACUUAGAACUGUGGCAAAGAACCUGAUCAUGUGGGAUGGGAUUGAUGGCAGCUUUGGAUGGAUUAAGGCUAGCUUACGGCCCUUCUUGAGAGAGCGUUAUAAACUUGACAAUAUACGGGGACUCGAUAGCGAAGACCUACCGUUUUUCAACGUUAUUGCCGGGCUGUGCUUUUGUGUUGGACUGAGAUACGCUGGGAGUGGAGAUGAAAGUGCGAGAAACGUGCUAAUUCACUAUUUGGACCAGUUCAUCAGGCUUUGCUGUUUGCCUGCGUUGAAUCAUGAUCAACGGCUGACUAGGGCAACCGUGAGGAAUUGCCAGGAUCUCGUAGCACUCGCUGCCUCUGCUGUCAUGGCUGGCACCGGUGAUGUCGUCGUCUUCCGGCGACUCCGAAAGCUCCAUGGCCGCGUUGACGCCGAUACUCCAUACGGAAGCCAUGUAGCCUCUCACCUUGCAAUCGGUGCUCUAUUCUUAGGCAAUGGCUCCUUCGCCUUCGGCACCACGAGCACCGCUGUCGCCUCCCUUUUCUGCGCCUUCUACCCACUAUUUCCAAAUUCCAUUCUCGACAACAAAUCCCACCUCCAAGCCUUCCGCCACUUUUGGGUCCUUGCAGCCGAAGCCCGCUGUCUCGUAGCCCGGGACGUGGAGACUCACCGACCCUGUGCAAUUCCUAUAACCGUAACCCUCCGCACAGGUGAAGAACUGCACAGGAAUGCCCCCUGCCUCCUCCCCGAACUCACCCAAAUUACCUCAGUAACCACCGCCUCCCCACACCACUGGACUGUGGUCCUCGACUUCGCCAAUAACCCCGCGCAUCUCGACUCCUUUCGUAGCUCGCAAACGAUAUACGUCCACCGUCGCACAGCACACGCCUCUACCUCCACCGUCUUCCAGGCGACGCUGCAAGCCCUCGACGAGACGGAAACUAACAACACUUCCCUAGAGUGGCUAUUGGGAUUACGGGCCUUUAGCUCACUGGAUAAGUCCGAGAGAGCACUAUUGCUUAGUGCUGAUGGGGUUGAUAGCAAUAUUGUGGAUACGAGGUUGGUUCUUGAGAGAGAUAGUGUUAGCGGGGUUAGCAGGGAUCGGCUUAGGGGAGUUAAGCUGCUGUUUAUGUUUUGUGAGAGGAUGGGUGAGGAGCGGGGGCUGUGGCUUACGGGUGAGAGUGUGGAUCGGUUGAAGGCAGGAGUGUGGACGGCGUUUGCAGGGCAGGGGUAGGUGAGGUCUUUUUUUGCUACGGUUUUUCGGUUUCAAGGCUGGUUUAUUUUUUGAUGAGGAUGGGAUAGUGUAGGAUGGGUGGACAGGGAAGGAGAAUUGAGGGGAGAUGCGUUGGGCACAUGUAUUUUAUAGUUGAUAAUUGUGAUUAGUUUGGGACACA